Messenger RNA from Thlaspi arvense, 1811 nucleotides. NCBI's taxonomy places the organism in Eukaryota, Viridiplantae, Streptophyta, Magnoliopsida, Brassicales, Brassicaceae. The record is from the annotation of a GenBank genome assembly.
CAACUCUCUUUAUUUAAAGCAAAAAAAAAACAAAGUUUUAAAUAAUCAGACGACAAUUGUUUGUAUAGAUGGCAAAAUCUAUUCUCUCUCACCCCCCUUGUUUUCUUCUCUUCCUUCUCUUAACCAUCAAUGGCGUUCACACUAAACUCUUCUGCGGCAACGAAACCUUUUCUCCAAACACAACGUAUGAUGAAAGCCUAAACACUCUCUUGCGUUCUCUUGACUCAAACGUUAUCGCACAACGCGGUUUCUAUAACGCUUCUCUGGGCGGAGUUUACGCUCUUGCCCUUUGCGGUAAACACUACGCGGAUCAAGCUUGUCGUCGUUGCGUCGAUAGAACAAGUAUGAGUAUGUUAACACUGUGCCAAGGCAAAACAGAAGCAUAUCACUGGGAUUCCGAAGCCGAUACAGACGUUUCUUGUCUAGUACGUUACUCAACUCUCCCAACAUUUGGCAAACUAAAGCUUGACCCACUCGAGAAUACUCCUCACACAAGUCUUCCCUCUACGAAUCUGACCCGUUUCACCGAAGAGUUUAGUGCGAUGGCUAAUCGAACAAUCGAGGUUGCAUCCACGGCUGAUGAUUCUUCAGCAUUGAAGUUCUACGGAAUCUCAAGUGCCGAGUUUACUGAUUUUCCUGAGGCUUAUAUGCUGAUGCAGUGCACACCCGAUUUAUCUUCCAGUGAAUGUAAUCAUUGUCUGAGAGAGAAUGUUAGGUAUAAUCAAGAAGAUUACUGGGAAAGAAUCGGGAGCACUAUUGCGCGCCCUAGUUGCUAUUUCCGGUGGGAUUUAUACCCUUUUUUAGAAGCAUUCAAUAAUCUAGAGAAAAUAUCCGCGCCUCCUCGACCUCCUCAACCUGCUCCAGAGGAUUCCCAUAUCAAGAAAGGAAGAAUUUUUCAACCAUGGAGCAUUGUGGUUAUCGUCGUUCCUACAAUCAUAAAUAUUUUCGUGUUUGUUGCUUUCGUGCUUGCUUAUCGCCAGAUGCGGCGGAGGAUUUAUGCUGAUAUCAACAACAUAAAUGCUCUGUUUCUAGACUUGGAAAUGCUCAGUUUCAGACAUAAAUGCUCUAUUCUAGACUUGGAAAUGCUCAGUUUUAGACUUGGCUGCUCUGGUUUAGUUUUAGACAUGGAUGUUGUAGCAUGGAAGAGAUGGGUUGAAGGAGAGCCUGAGAGUUUAAUCGACCCUUACUUAAACGAACCUCCGAUAAACGAGAUCAUAAAGUUGAUUCAGAUUGGUUUGUUGUGUGUCCAAGAGAAUGCAGCAAAGAGACCAACUAUGAACUCUGUAAUAGUUUGGCUUGCAAGAGACGGUACUUUGACAAUACCUAAACCUACAGAAGCAGCUUUCGUCACUCUCCCUCUCUCGGUGAAACCUGCAAAUAGAUCCUUGAAUAAGUCUAAAGACAAAGAUUCUGCGUUUUCAGUGAACGAGGUUUCGGUUACUGUGUUGUAUCCUCGGUGAAGCUUCCAUUUUAUCCGCCUGUUGAGUGUUUCAAGUUACAAAAGCUUCCGAGCACAGAGGACACAUUAUCUGCAUUCAAUAAAUAAACUUUAGUGGUGGAUAGCGUAAGAGGCAAGAAAGUUCCUGUGAACUUGUUGGAGGUUGGAUAUACAGUAUUGGGAGAAUUAGAUCCAGUUUGGUUAAAUUUUGUCACCGAGUUAUUUCAGUUUCGGUUCGAUUAGAUUUUUUUUAUUUUAGGUAAAUACUUUUCUUAAUUCAUUAGAUUUUAUCUUGUGUAUUUUCAAAAUCGGAUUAAUCGGUUCAGAUUUGUAUGUGUGAAAAAUUCCAAUACCAAUCCGUUUAUAUCUUUCA